This is a messenger RNA of Anoplopoma fimbria (sablefish), 1761 nucleotides long. It is a transcript of the gene tomm40l, whose product is annotated as translocase of outer mitochondrial membrane 40 homolog, like. Gene Ontology annotation, biological process: protein import into mitochondrial matrix. The coding region runs from base 66 to 1112 and encodes 348 amino acids. The transcript has 10 exons. The record is from RefSeq and is a predicted model, not a curated record. NCBI's taxonomy places the organism in Eukaryota, Metazoa, Chordata, Actinopteri, Perciformes, Anoplopomatidae. Gene Ontology annotation, molecular function: transmembrane protein transporter activity. Gene Ontology annotation, cellular component: mitochondrial outer membrane translocase complex; mitochondrial outer membrane.
AUUAACCGUUUGUUUUAAGCCUGUCAGCUUCUGGUUGGAAGCUAGCUAGCUUAGCUAACUUUUUCAUGCAGGCUUGUAGGAUGGGCAGUGUUUUGGCUGCCAGCUCCCCCAACCCCCCGCCCCCUGCCUCCAGCGGUGCCGCCACUGCUGCCCCCGGGUUGACGGUGCCGCCAGGCUUUGGGAUGCCUCCAGUCUCCCCAGUUCUAGCCCCCACUGGGGCAGCCUCAGGACAGGAGCAGGAGGAUGAUGCCCCUUUGCCUAACCCCGGUGCAUUCGAUGAGUGCCAUCGCAAGUGCAAAGAGGUUUUCCCCAUGCAGAUGGAGGGCGUCAGGCUAGUCGUCAACAAGGGCCUUAGCAACCACUUCCAGGUGAAUCACACUGUGCUGCUGAGCACUACGGGAGAUUCCACCUACAGGUUCGGCGCUACAUACGUCGGAACAAAGCAGAUGGGUCCGGCAGAGUUUUUUCCAGUCAUGGUUGGAGACAUGGACAACAGUGGCAGCCUUAACGCCCAGAUCAUCCACCAGGUCGCCCACGGAGUACGAUCCAAACUGGCCUUCCAGACACAACAAAACAAGUUUGUGAACUGGCAAGGCGACGCCGAGAUUAAGGGAGAAGAUUUUACUGCAACGGUUACUCUUGGAAACCCUGAUGUCCUCGUCGGCUCCGGUAUUGUUGUAACACACUACCUCCAGUCCAUAACGCCGGCUAUAGCUCUGGGAGGGGAGCUGGUUUACCACCGCAGGCCGGGAGAGGAGGGCACCGUGAUGUCUUUUGUGGGCAGAUACACAGGCAGUAACUACAUCGCCACGUUGACACUCGGCUCAGCGGGAGCUCAUGCUUCAUACUAUCACAAAGCCAACGAGCAGUUGCAGCUCGGCGUGGAGUUUGAGGGGAGCACCCGCAUGCAAGACACCAGUGUGUCGUUUGGCUACCAGCUAGAUGUGCCUAAAGCUAAUUUACUGUUUAAAGGUUCCGUAGACAGUAACUGGGUAGUGGGUGCAACGUUAGAAAAGAAGCUGCUCCCUUUGCCGCUCUCUCUGGUCCUCUCCACCUUCCUCAACCACCGCAAGAACAAGUUCCAGUGCGGCUUUGGUGUCACCAUCGGUUAGAGCGGCUGAGGGGCGGGGUCACCGGCCCACAGACCGACCUCACAGAACGGACAGACUCACCACGGACGAGCAGACUACUCCAUGUACAAUGCUGUGUGCGUGUAUUUGUGUGUGUGUGUGUGUGUGCGUGUAUUUGUUUGUGUGUGUGUGUGCGUCCAUCAUCACGUUACUGGUUUCAGAAGGUAAUAAGGCUAGAGGUAAAUCAAAUCAAAUGCGUUUAAAUCCUGUAAGAUUGGUCGCCUGAAUGAUCAGAAGUGAAACAAACAAUGUGAUUGGUCAGGAAUUUGUUGUACUGCGGACUCUCGACACAAAUCAGUAGGCAGUAGAAAGAUGCAUAAAGAGACAUUACAGAUUUACAGAACUCCUUGUUUUCUUCAUUGAGUUCAGUGCCUGUCGCUCCAGUCUUGAAUUUUAUUCUAGUUAUUUUUUUUUAUUUUUUACUGUAAAGUCUGUCUCGGCGUGCGGUGAAUGAAAUCGUUGUUUGUUUAUAGGGGAUUUAUUGGUACAGACCAGUUUACCAGCCAACACUGCAUGUCACGUUCAAAGUCCAUCACUUGUUUUGUUGCCUUUUUUAUGUUACAUACAUAUGAAACAGUAUAUAUAUGACCUGUAUAUACCUCUUGGAAACUGAUAAAUGCCAUUUCUUACA